AACCAAGUUCUGCUGGAUGGUUGUAAAUCGAAGCUGACAGUCAUCUCCUGGGAACUAAAACCCCCAAAUUCAAAAACCCUCGCUCGCUCGCUCAUUCAAUUUCACCACCCAAAUGGCGGGCUUCAAUUUCAGCACCAAUUCUUCUUCUUCAUCAUCAUCUUCACCAUUCUCAUUCUCACUCUCUUCUCCAAACCCUAACCCUACUUCUUCAUCUUCCCAGCCUUCCUCCCUUUUCGGAUCUUCUCCUUCUCCGUUCGGAUCCUCCGCCUCCGCCUCUUCCGCUCCUUCUUUCUCCUUCGGCUUCGGCGCCUCCUCUCCCGCUGUUUCCUCCUCGCCGUUUGGAUCCACUGCUUCUACUUUGUUCGGAACGGCGUCGUCUGCUACUGCCACCACAACGACGCCGUUUGGCUCCUCUACGCCGGCAACCACUACGACGCCGUUUGGCUCGUCUAAUACUACGACCACGUCGCCUUUUGGCGGUGGUUCGUUGUUUGGGACUACUGCUGGUGCUGCCACAUCGUCGUUCGGUGUUUCGGCUACUACGACGUCGUUUGGCGCACCUGCUUCUACUGCUGCUACAACGCCGGUGUUUGGUUCGAAUUCUGUUACGGCGUCUACUGGUUUUGGCUUUGCCUCUUCAACGACGCCGUUUGCUACAAAUGCUUCUACUGCCAAUACUAAUAGUUCACCGUUCGGUUCGAGUUCAGUGACCGCGCCUACUGGCUUUGGUUCGACUUCCACAACAACCGCGUUUGGUUCGAAUACAGCUCCCAGCUUUGGUGCCACUACUGGCUUUGGUUCGACUUCUUCGUCCACACCUUUUGGUGUACCUGCUUCGUCUUCUGCUUUGAAUACAACUAGUUCAUUUUCUAAUAUGUUUGGAUCUUCGACAACUACAGCUUCUGCUGCUUCAUCAUCGACUUUUUCGGUCCAAUCAGCACCUGCAUUUUCGUUUCCUGGCUCUACAGGGUCGACCUCUGCAUCAACUUCACCUUCGUUGUUUAGUCCUGCUUCAUCGUCUUCAGGAUUUUCAUUUCCAGCUGGUUCGGGUUCAAGUUCAAGCUCCUCGUCUUCGUCUACGUUGGGAUUUUCAUUUCCAGCCAGUUCUAGUUCAGCCUCAUCCUCUGCAGCUGCACCGGGAUUUGUGACGUCGACUUCGCCUUUUGGUGCUUCCAAAGCUACUGGAUUUUCAAGCUCAACUCCAGCUUCAACUACAUCGGUGUCAACUGGAUUCUCAUUUUCGUUAUCGAAGGGGACAGGAAGUUCUGCAGCAUCUACUACUUCUACUUCUACUCCGACCCCUGUUGCAUCCUCAGGUAGUUUCUCAUUUGCGACUCCGGUGUCUUCAACAUCCUUUAAUACUAUUUCUCCUGCAACAGCAGCUGUUACACAACCCGCGUCUGUUGGAUUUGGAACUGCUGCCUCGUCUCUCUUUUCAACCGUUACUAAUACUACAGCUGCUUCUACUCCCGCUGCUACUUCAGCGUCAACUACCACUACAACAGCGACUGCAGCUCCUGCUUUUCCAUCUUUUAGCUUAAGCACGGGAUCAACUACUCCCACUCAAACAACUACAGCUGCUUCAUCAGGUCCUUUUUCUGUUUCUAGUUUUGGUACAUCAACAGGGACUGCUUCAUCGGCAAGUACUGGUUUAAGUUUUUCAACAUCGGCAAGUACUGGUUUAAGUUUUUCAACAUCGGCAAGUACUGGUUUAAGUUUUUCAACAUCGGCAAGUACUGGUUUAAGUUUUUCAACAUCGGCAAGUACUGGUUUAAGUUUUUCAACAUCAGCAAGUACUGGUUUAAGUUUUUCAACGUCAUCUGCCCCGGGAACACAAAACACAACAGCUUCCUUUGGCGUUGCUCCAAAUUCUACAUCUGGAGCCACCUCGCUUUCGUUAGGUCCAGCUUCAAAAUCUUCAGCUGGAACAACUUUAACUUCCAGUUCUGCCCCACAGUCUUCUUCAGCACUCGCUGUGGCUUCUAGUAGUGGGACCACAUCAGCACCCGCUGGAGCUGCGGCACCUGUGCCGAAACUUCCAUCUGAAAUUACAGGGCGUUCUGUUGAAGAGAUUAUCAAGGAGUGGAACGCUGAGCUACAAACCCGUACUGGAAAGUUUCGGAAGCAGGCUACUGCAAUUGGUGAAUGGGAUAGGAGGAUUUUACAGAAUCGUGAUGCUCUUCUUAGGCUUGAGACUGAAGUUGCAAAUGUUGUUGAGACUCAAACAAACUUGGAGCGACAACUGGAGCUUAUUGAAACUCAUCAGGAGGAGGUUGACAAGGCAUUGCAAAGUAUGGAAGAUGAAGCUGAACGUAUAUACAAAGAUGAGCGUGCACUACUUCUUGACGAUGAGGCUGCAUCUACAAGAGAUGCAAUGUAUGAACAGGCUGAAUUUAUAGAACGAGAGCUUGAACACAUGACUGAGCAAAUCAAAUCGGUUAUUCAGGCGGUGAAUGCCAACCAGGCCGGUGAACUUGAGGCAACUGAUGGGAUGACUCCACUGGAUGUUGUUGUGCGAAUUUUAAACAAUCAACUAAGUUCUUUGAUGUGGAUUGAUGAAAAGGCUGAAGAGUUCUCAUCACAGAUCCAGAAGCUUGCCAGCCAAGGUUCCGCUGCAGAUCGGGAUUUGGCGGGUCAAAAAUAUUGGUUGUCUUGACUGAUGACACCUGAUGAAAUCUGACAGGUGUUGAAGACUGAUCUUACUGGCCAAAGCUAAACAGGAAUAUUAACCACAGACGCAAAACGACUGUGAUGUGAAACUUCAUUUUUUUUUGACCAUUUAGUGCUAUAAACUAUAUUGGUGCAUUUUAGUUGAAGCACAGUCAAUUAGAUGUUAAACAUUUCCGAAUCAGCAAACAGAUAGUCUUUAUGCCUUAUUGGUUAUGUUAUGUUUUGUUCUCAUUUUGCACUCUUGUGAUGCUAAUUGGCAAAAGAGCAGACACUGAAUUAACGUGUCUGCUUGUUUGUAUGGGUCAAUUUCUUGUUAAUAAAAGAUAAAAGAUUUAUAACA
This is a messenger RNA of Daucus carota subsp. sativus, 3010 nucleotides long. RefSeq names its product nuclear pore complex protein NUP62. Bases 113 to 2656 code for a protein of 847 amino acids. The record is from RefSeq and is a predicted model, not a curated record. Lineage: Eukaryota; Viridiplantae; Streptophyta; Magnoliopsida; Apiales; Apiaceae. Gene Ontology annotation, molecular function: structural constituent of nuclear pore; phospholipid binding. Gene Ontology annotation, biological process: protein import into nucleus; RNA export from nucleus. The transcript has 9 exons. Gene Ontology annotation, cellular component: nuclear pore central transport channel; nuclear pore.